Chaetomium strumarium is the source of this 2235-nucleotide messenger RNA. RefSeq names its product trafficking protein Mon1-domain-containing protein. Lineage: Eukaryota; Fungi; Ascomycota; Sordariomycetes; Sordariales; Chaetomiaceae. The transcript has a single exon. Bases 182 to 2065 code for a protein of 627 amino acids. Gene Ontology annotation, cellular component: Mon1-Ccz1 complex; fungal-type vacuole membrane. Gene Ontology annotation, biological process: protein targeting to vacuole; vesicle-mediated transport. The record is from RefSeq and is a predicted model, not a curated record.
CACUUUCCGUCACGCGGCGUUUCGCAAGCAAACCACUUGCAGUCGUCAAGAAGCCCGCACCCGGCCCCCAAUCGACAUGGAACAUCGCCAUCUCAGACGCACAGAGGAGGAAGCUUGAUACGUCUUAUCUCCGGCAAUCCCAGACAAUGCGCGAGUCGAACCACGAGGCGGUGUAUCUACAAUGGCCCGGCAAGCGGAAGCUGAGACCAACGAUGACGGCGCGUCCAAGGUGACCUCUCCAUCGUCAUCCCCGCCGCCCCCGCCGCUUCCGCCCCGUCGAAAUCCGUCGGGCGAGGGCCCUGCGCAGGUUGCGCCCGCUCAAGCGAAGCCCACAACGGCCGUCUCUUCCAUCGACAUCUCCACCCUGUCGUUCCCCGACGGCUCUCGCGGCACCUUUUCUACCAGUGCGGCGCAAGCCACCUCCGGCCCAACUGUCAGCGGAUAUGUGACGCCUGUGGGCGACAUUGCCGAUUCCAUGAGCAUCAUGAGUUUUGCUCCCACUCUGCGGGCCCAUGGAGACCUCGCCAGCCUGGUUGCGGGCGGGCUUAAUCGGAAGAGCCGCGCCUGGAAUAUGCUGAGGUCACAGAGCGAGACGGUCCAGCCGUUUGAGAGCAUCGAGCUUGGCGCUCCGGGUGAUCUCGCUGGAUUUGAAAGGGAGUUCGACGAGAUCCCCAAUGACACCACCGACGAUGUCAGGCUGGCCAUCUGGAAGUCCAAGAUGAAGCACUACAUGAUUCUGUCAUCUGCCGGGAAGCCCAUCUACAGCCGGCAUGGUGAUUUGAGCCUCGUUAAUUCCUACAUGGGCGUCAUACAAACCAUUAUCUCGUUCUACGAAGGCGCCAACAACCCGCUCCUAGGGUUCACAGCCGGCAACGCGCGGUUUGUGAUCGCCAUUGAAGGGCCGCUGUAUUUUGUAGCCAUCAGCAGGCUGGGUGAGAGCGAUUCCCAGCUCAGGAGUCAGCUGGAGGCUUUGUACAUGCAGAUAUUGUCCACCUUGACCCUCCCAACGCUCAAGAACAUCUUCGCGCAUCGCCCGUCCACUAACCUUCGGAAGCCCCUCGAGGGAACCGAGUUGCUGCUCUCCUCACUAGCCGACAGCUUUACCAAGGGCUCCCCAUCUACACUUCUUGGUGCGCUUGAGUGCCUCAGGUUAAGAAAGUCGCAGCGCCUCGCAAUAAACAACGUCUUCCUCAAAAGUCGCAGCGAAAAGCUGCUGUACGGGCUCAUUGUCGCUGGCGGGAAGCUGGUCAGCGUCAUUCGGCCGCGGAAGCACUCUUUACAUCCGAGCGAUCUCCAACUGAUCUUCAACAUGCUCUUCGAAUCAGGCAGCAUCAAGUCGGGCGGUGGAGAGAGCUGGAUCCCCCUCUGUCUCCCGGCCUUCAACAACAGCGGCUAUCUUUACAUGUAUGUGAGCUUCUUUGAUGGCAGGCCCGACGCAGCUUUCGUUGGCGAGACGGCCCAGCAAACCCAUGAAGGAUCAUCCAACAACAGCACCAACGAGAACAACAGCGACCGCGCGAGCAAUAACGUAGAGGACGAAGAGGAAAUUGCCAUAAUCCUGAUCUCCCCGGACAAAGAGUCCUUCUACGACCUCCAAGAAAUGCGCGACAAGCUCGCCGCGCAGCUCACCAAAUCCGGCCAUCUCUCCCUCAUCCGCUCUGCUGCCCGCGAGGGCCGUCCCAGGAUACAGUCCAUCGCUCCUGGCGCGCAAGUCUCGCAUUUCCUCUACAAAUCCCGCGCAAACGUGCAGUUCUGCAUGUCCUCCGCUGAACCAACCGCGGCAGAACCAUCCGGCCCAGAGAAGCUGCUUACCCGCCGCCGAUUGAUGACCCUGUAUCACGAGCUCCACGCCUCCAUGCAUGCGAAGCACGCCCAUCUGAAGGUCCUGCAUGCCGUGAGCCAGGACGCAGCCAGUCUGGCGUGGAUCACGCCCAUCUUCGAGUUUUAUUGCGUGGCUGGGCCGAAUGUCUCGCGCGCUGCUAUGGCGCAGGGAGCGAAUAGGAUCAUACAGUGGGCCAAGAGGGAGGAGGAGAGGCUGUUCAUCAUUGGUGGAGGGGUGUUUUAGGGAGGCGCGUUCCGUGAGGGCGACGGUUCGGAUGACGACGUGUGGGAGUGAUGAUGGUUCUUGCAUGUGAGGAGCUGUGGUGUAAAGAGGUUGGACACAACAGAGGGACGUAAGACGCAAGGAUGAAAGCGUUACAAGACUUUUACUGGUUGCUGAUUUAAGCCAUACCC